AUGCUGGAACUAUACUAUCUUCCCGGAUCGGCACCUUGCCGCGCUGUGCAGAUGACGGCCGCUGCCGUUGGGCUGACCAAUCUGAACCUCAAGUAUCUCAACCUGAUGGCCGGAGAGCAUCGGAAACCGGAGUACGUCAAGCUAAAUCCACAGCGCUCCAUCCCGACGCUCGUCGACGGUGACACGGUGCUAACCGAAUCCAGAGCCAUCCUGAUGUAUCUGUGCGAUCGUUACGGCGCGAAGGCGGACGCGAGGGACACAGAAGACAGUGAACGGUGCUCGUGGUACCCGCGGGAUGUGCUACAACGUGCCGCUGUCAACCAGCGGCUCUUCUUCGAUGCCUGUGUCCUCUAUCCGCGCUUCACCGAUCUCUACCAUCCCGUGGUGUUUGGAGGCGCUGCACCGGAUCCAAAGAAGAUCACCGCAUUCGAAGGCGCCGUUGCGCUGUUGGAUACAUUCCUCACUCAAAGUGCAUUCGUGGCCGGUUCCCACAUGACGAUCGCCGACAUAAGCCUGUUUGCAACGCUCGCCACGGCCUGUGCCCUCCAGUUCCAGCUCAGCCCAUUCGCGAACGUGCACCGGUGGUACGGUGCGAUGCUGGAACAGUGCCCCGGUGCCUCGUUGAACAUUGUCGGAGCGAAAGAUUUUUGUUCGUACAAAUAA
This is a messenger RNA of Anopheles aquasalis, 663 nucleotides long. RefSeq names its product glutathione S-transferase 2-like. NCBI's taxonomy places the organism in Eukaryota, Metazoa, Arthropoda, Insecta, Diptera, Culicidae. Gene Ontology annotation, molecular function: glutathione transferase activity. Gene Ontology annotation, biological process: glutathione metabolic process. The record is from RefSeq and is a predicted model, not a curated record.